Messenger RNA from Rhizophagus irregularis DAOM 181602=DAOM 197198, 463 nucleotides. Lineage: Eukaryota; Fungi; Glomeromycota; Glomeromycetes; Glomerales; Glomeraceae. The record is from RefSeq and is a predicted model, not a curated record.
AGGAUCGUUCGCAAUGAGGUGGGUGUCCCUUCGGGGAUUGCACGACACUAAAAAGUUCCCCAUCAGCUGGACUGCACGACACUAAAAAGUUCCUGGAGGUCUUAGUGAAAUAGGUUUGUUAUCCAUAGUAUGUAGUCAAAUAGGGGAAAUUGAAUUUUAUGCGUUUCUGAUAGUGCUGAUAGUAGCUCGGAGGUUUUUUACCGAUUCUAGGAGUGGGUACGGCGCUGGAUGGGUUAUGUAUAGCAUAGUCAACUUUACUCAUUUUGAAAUAGAUUUGGGGGGAGUAGCUGUAGUUAUUUAUAUAGAAAGGGUGGGGUUUUUUAUAUGUAAUUUUGGAAGAUUAUUUGUUCUUUGUUUUUCUAUUAGUUCUGCACUUGUUGUGGUACUUUUUAGAUCACUCUGUUGUUCUCUAAAGUCACUUCGGCAUUAAUUAAUAAAAUUCAAGCUCAAGCUAUGUUUGCCU